AUGCAGAAGCUCAUCGUCGCCCUCGCCUGCUCCUCGGCCUCGGCCUUCGUGGCGCCGCACGCGUCCGUCAAGGCCGUGCUCAAGUCGGACCCCGUCGACGAGAUCCCCGAGGUCGCGGAGAGCCGCUACGAGUUCGACAGCAAUUUCGCUCUCGGCCUGCCCGGCAGCCUGCCGCCCAUGGGCCAGUGGGACCCCGCGGGCUUCACCGUCGACGCCAGCGACAACGACAUCCGCCGCUACCGCGAGGCCGAGACGCAGCACGGCCGCGUCGCCAUGCUCGCGGUGCUCGGCUUCCUCGUCGCCGAGUCGUUCCACCCGCUCUUCGCGGACGUCAAGGGCCCGGCCAUCGACCACCUCACCCAGGUCCGCAAGGAGUACCCCGCCUUCUUCGAGAUCGGCGCCCUCGCCAUCGGCGGCCUCGAGGUGAACCGCGCGCUCCAGGGCUGGGCGUUCCCCGAGAACCGCGCGGCCGUCGGCCAGCUCAACGAAGACUACUACCCCGGCGACGUCGGCUUCGACCCCCUGGGCCUCAAGCCCACGGACCCCGCCGAGUUCAACGAGAUGGCGACGAAGGAGCUCCAGAACGGCCGCCUCGCGAUGCUCGCGGCGGCCGGCUUCAUCGCGCAGGAGCUCGUCAACCACAAGCCCAUCCUCGAGACCCUCCGCCUCCUCCUCCUCCUCAACGAGUCCGAGAUGGACAAGGAGUUCGGCCUCAACCUCCCCUCCGGCGACAUCGCCACCAUCGAGCGCGAGCUCGAGACCGGCGCGGCGGACACGUUCUUCAAGUGA
This is a messenger RNA of Aureococcus anophagefferens, 789 nucleotides long. It is a transcript of the gene LHC27, whose product is annotated as putative plastid light harvesting protein isoform 27. Lineage: Eukaryota; Pelagophyceae; Pelagomonadales; Pelagomonadaceae. Gene Ontology annotation, cellular component: membrane. The transcript has a single exon. Bases 1 to 789 code for a protein of 262 amino acids. The record is from RefSeq and is a predicted model, not a curated record. Gene Ontology annotation, biological process: response to light stimulus; photosynthesis, light harvesting in photosystem I.